UAACUCGCUAUUUAAAGAUGAUCAUGAUUCAAAUAUUACAGUUGAAAAGUUAUUUUGUAAGCGUGCACAUAAAUCGUUGAAAAAAUGAAGGUAUUUUUCUUGCUCAGCGCCAUUGCGUUUGUUCAGGUAUAUUCAAGUGAAAAGACGGUCUUUGACAUAUUUGAAACUUUACGAACUGUUCCUGAUUUGGAUGCAAAAAAGCUGAAUGAUUUGACUGAAGUGUUUAAGAAAAUGAAAUCUCCGAAUUUGACCGAAUUAGAAAGAGUUUCAUAUUUUGCGACCGUAUUGACGUUAUCAGUUAGAGAUGAUAUGUAUAAAACAAGCGAAACUGCUGUCACCCUAUUUGACAAGUAUCAUGAGAGGGCUGUUGAACUUAAAUCGUCUGGAAGGAAUAUGACAUUGGAAGAGACACCGCUUUUGUUAUCCGAUGAACUGUCUGUGUUGAAAGUUGAAGAAGCAAUAAACAAUGCAUCGGCUGGACUAUCCGAUGAGCCCGCUGGACGAAAAGUGGUUGACUAUGUAACAGCCAUAUUUCAUAAUGCGUUAGGGGUUUCAAAACGUUUAGUUUGUGACACAGCAUUUGCCACGGAUAUUUGCAAAAACUACGCGAAAUAGCAUACAUGCGAUAAUUUUCAUUGUUUUAAAUUGAUAUUGUAUUGAAAUUUAAUUUUAUUUUAACGAUAAAUAAAAGAAAACAAACCGAGAUCAAGA
Molecule: messenger RNA, 711 nt
Organism: Contarinia nasturtii (swede midge)
Lineage: Eukaryota; Metazoa; Arthropoda; Insecta; Diptera; Cecidomyiidae
Exons: 4
Coding region: 85-615 (176 amino acids)
Source: RefSeq, a predicted model, not a curated record